UACUUUCUCCGGUCUCACAUUAAAAAAUUUCAAUAGAAUUACAAAAUUUUUAUGUUUUUGAUAUAAUAAAUACACAGAUAUAAAGAAAAAAUAGUAUUCAAUUGUUGUGGUGGUGCGAGCGAUGGGCAGUAAGCAGAGCCGUAAUCGACGGCGUCGUUCUGAUAGUGAGAAUACUCCACAUUCUAGUGGAGUACACAGUACAGAGUCGUGUGGUUGUUGUAAUCCAGACUGUGAACUAAAUUCUGCACAUAGAGACCAACAGCAGUCGAAGCAAAAACGCGGCCAGCCUAGAUCUAGGUCAAACAGCCAGAACAAUCCAAGAGCUGUAAAUGUUGUAACCGAGCAACAGCCCUAUGAUGCACCGCCUAUGUGUCAUUCACAUACAAAUGUUUGUUUGAGUCCGUCGAAGAGUCAUCUAAUAGCGACGCGUGUGGUCAUUUGCAAAAAGAGUACCAACUUCAAUCGAUAGAUUACGGUUUGCUUCGCUCUAUAGCGUAAUGAAAAUAUCAAUUAUUUAGCAGUGUCAUACAAAUAUUUGCGUUGAAAAGAAAACUCGGAAAUAUUCUAAUCAAAAUUACUUAAAUCAACAAAAAACAAAAAAAUAUAAAAAAAUAACUAAAUAGAAAAAAAAGUGAAUUGUAAAUAAAAUUAUAUAGCUCCGGCUAUAGUUGCGGUCGUAGAAAAGCGGCACUGCUAAAAAGUCGACAACUUCAACGUCUUCGUCAGCAACACUAGUCUCGAUGCGCCAAAAGCAAGUUAGUGUUGUUGUUGAGAAAUGGGUAUAGGUGGAAGUGCACAGCGUCGUGCUCAACAUUGUUCACGCUCUCCCGCUGCACAUCGGUACGACGAUCCCCCUAGGUCACACAAUGUAUCACGCAAUGUGAGUGCCCUAAACGUGGGACCGCGAAUCGUUGUACCCGCAACUACUUAUAUAGAUCGGUCCAACGAGUACGAGGUCAUGCAGUGUACGUCGGCUAGAUCGCUAAAUUAUGGCCAGCCUAAGCAAACGUCAUCCAUGCAUUCUCGCAUAGAAUCACGGACAUGCGAUUAUGACACUUCAACACAAUUUGCAGCACCACUGCCACUUCCGCCUCCGCCAUUCCGCAGUCCAGAUGAAUUGUGCAAUUGUAAAGCUUGCAAGGCAAAAGAUGAGGCUUUAGCAGCAUCUUUACCUACAUCAUCAGCUGCAACCUCUACGUAUGUACCUCCAAAUCAAUGCUCGCGAAGCACAAUCACUCAGCCACGAGCCACUGCUACACCCGCCAGAGCAUACGCCGAUUGCGCAUCGUCUUAUUCAAAUCCCCAGAGAAAUGCGUCGAAUCGCAAUUUAAAUACGUGCCCUACAUGUGGAACAUCCACUUCCAGGGCUCAAAUCAAUUGCUCUGCCGAACGUCCUGUAGCUACUUGCUCUAACCGAAAUAGUAAAAUAUUUGCAGCUCCAUCGACUCGAAUACAUCAAACGGCAAUAGCAACACAAACUGAGCCUCAAAAACCAGCUCACUCGGGCUACGAUGAUGCCGCAGCUAUACCAAGUGGUGGCGCUACUUCCGACUGUACAACAGAUUUUCAACAGGAAUGCUUGGAGGCGCAUAAUCGGUUUCGAGCACGUCAUCAAAACUGUCCAGUCCUAACGCUGAGCAGUGAUUUGAGUCGCUACGCACAACAAUGGGCUAAGCACUUGGCUUCAUCGGGCCGCCUGGAACAUCGCCAAGUGCACACCUAUGGUGAGAAUUUGUAUACAUCCCGCGGUAUGGAGGUAAAUGGCUCAACGGCAGUAAAAAGUUGGUACGAUGAGGUGCGCUACUAUGAUUUCUCCAAACCAAAUUACAAGCCCGGCACAGGGCAUUUUACACAAGUUGUCUGGCGGGAAAGCCGACAAUUGGGCGUCGGUAUUGCGACUAGAGGUGAUACUACGUAUGUUGUGUGUAACUACAAUCCACCUGGUAAUAUAAUUGGAAGUUUUGACAGUAUGGUGCCACCGCUGAAGUGAAGGAUGGGGAAAAAUUACCAAUAAAAUGUGAUACAUUAAAAAAUUAAAUUUGUAAAUGUUUGCAAAACAUAAUCUAUGUGAGGGACGCAGUAAAAUAGUAGUAAUAUCACCUUAGAGUUCGGCGAAUCAUUUGUAAAAUUUUUAGUUUUAGGCACGGUGUUGCUACUGUUCUACUGCGCCCGUUUUGGAGUCACAAAUGCACUCUUAGUUGAAGAACAUGAACAAACAUUAUUUAUAAGAAGCAAUAUAAAAAUUAAUGCCAAACAUAUAAGAGAUUUUAUGACCCAUUAUGCUUAUAUUAUAUUCUUAAAUACACUUCCUUUUUAUAUAAGAACUCUUUUAUACUAUAAAA
This is a messenger RNA of Anastrepha obliqua, 2342 nucleotides long. RefSeq lists its product as uncharacterized. The record is from RefSeq and is a predicted model, not a curated record. Gene Ontology annotation, cellular component: extracellular region. Bases 776 to 1990 code for a protein of 404 amino acids. NCBI's taxonomy places the organism in Eukaryota, Metazoa, Arthropoda, Insecta, Diptera, Tephritidae. The transcript has 5 exons.